Messenger RNA from Schistosoma bovis, 1214 nucleotides. The record is from the annotation of a GenBank genome assembly. NCBI's taxonomy places the organism in Eukaryota, Metazoa, Platyhelminthes, Trematoda, Strigeidida, Schistosomatidae.
AUGGAUGACUCUCAACGUUUAUCGUCAUCUAAGUAUAUAGUAGCGGAAAAGUGGAGACUUGUACGGAAAAUCGGAAGUGGGUCAUUUGGUUCUAUAUUUUUGGGUGUUAACAUCGUUACGGGAGAGGAAGUAGCAAUAAAAAUGGAGCGUGUACGCACACGACAUUGUCAACUGUAUUUCGAAAGUAAAGUGUAUCGAGUACUGCGAGAAACUCCAGGAAUACCUCGUAUUCAAUUUUAUGGACUUGACGGCGUUAGAAAUCUAUAUCAUGCUAUGGUAAUAGAACUUUUAGGACCUAGCUUGGAAGAUCUUUUUACGUUUUGUGGGCGCAGAUUCACAAUGAAAACUGUUUUGAUGUUAGCUGAUCAAAUGUUAUGGAGACUUGAUUUUAUACAUGCAAAGGGUUUCAUUCAUCGUGAUAUAAAACCAGAUAAUUUUUUAAUGGGUAUUGGUCGUCAGUGCAACAGAGUUUUUAUAAUUGAUUUUGGUCUUGCCAAAAAGUUUCGAGAUCAUAGAACGCGUCGUCAUAUUUCAUACAGAGACGAUAAAUCUCUUAUCGGUACAGCGCGGUAUGCUAGUCUUAAUUCCCAUGCUGGUAUUGAACAAUCUCGAAGAGAUGAUAUGGAGUCUCUUGGUUACGUUUUAAUGUAUUUCCUCCGUGGUAGUCUACCAUGGCAAGGACUACAAGCUGGCAACAAACCACAGAAAUAUGAACGAAUACAUGAAAAGAAAGCUAGCACACCAAUUGAUGUAUUGUGCCGUGGUUAUCCUUCAGAAUUUCUUGUUUACCUGAGUCAUUGUCGUGCUUUGCAAUUCGAAGAAACACCGAAUUAUGGUUUUUUGCGGAAUAAUUUUCGUAAUCUCUUUCGAUCUUUAUCAUUUGUCUGGGAUUAUGUGUUUGAUUGGACAUUGUUACGUCAGAAAGCGUCUGCAAUUGAACACCACCAACAACAGCAUCAACAACAACAAUCAUAUCCUCUUUCACAGUUUACUUCUGGUAAUGAAGGUUGCGAUCAUCGUGCUCCUACUGCAGAAGCACUCGGCACAAGAGGAACUGGGACAUCCGGUGGAAUUAUUCCCCCUGGUCAGAAAACCAGCACAAAUGUUGCUGCUGCCACAUCGGUAAAGGAGUAGUAUAUACAUACAUAUAUACAUAUGUAUAUAAGAUCUCGUUACAUACAUAAUAUUUUACGUUUGAGCUCAUCCGAGUUGAC